Molecule: messenger RNA, 2836 nt
Organism: Temnothorax curvispinosus
Lineage: Eukaryota; Metazoa; Arthropoda; Insecta; Hymenoptera; Formicidae
Gene: repo
Product: retinal homeobox protein Rx2
Exons: 4
Coding region: 1142-2506 (454 amino acids)
Biological process (GO): regulation of transcription by RNA polymerase II
Molecular function (GO): RNA polymerase II transcription regulatory region sequence-specific DNA binding; DNA-binding transcription factor activity, RNA polymerase II-specific
Source: RefSeq, a predicted model, not a curated record
GGGAGAGAUAAUGGAGAAAGGAGGGGGGGAGACGAGUCGCCCACUGACCACGGGGGCCCGCGGAAACAGUGGAGCGAGGAGAACGAUGGCGCUGGACCAUGAGAGGCAGCAUCACCGCGCCCGCAUGAAGCAGGAUUGGCCGGGGCCCCGGGUAUGGGGGCGGUCUGGGCCGGCGUGACGCGGAAAAUAUAAGCCUGUGUGAGUGGCGGCUGAUUAGCCAGAGGCUCGGGACGUGGAGUAGUGGCGAGAGUGUCCCGAUAGAGAGAAGAGAGGACGGACGUUCCUCUCGUUUUCGAGGGAGACGUCGAUCGUCGGGUUAUUCGGUCCAGUUCUUCCAAGGUCCGCCGCGAAUAAUCGGCCGGCGCAUCGCGCGAGUUAACGCCGCUUAAAACUAAUCAAAAUUAAUCAUAACCCAGGCAACAAUUGAUCGCAAUUGCCGCGCGCGCUCCAUUACGGGCAAUCGGGCAAUCGGGCGACGCGCCGAUCCUCUUCCCUUUUUUUUUCUACCGACGGGAAGCGGAAAGAAUCUCGGAAGAGCCUCGCGAUGAUCUAAGUAUGCCAAGGUGUGAGACGGCCGAUCUCGUUGGCUCUCGGAUUUCAAUUUAACCGUGUUGGUCACUCGACACUCCCGAAGAUGGUGAAAUUGACGGAGGAGAUCCGAAAAGGGAAACUUCACGUUGAAGAGAUAAGCAGAAGUGAUUUGUGACAUCCCUCACGAAUUGGAGGGAUUGGAUUUGUGACAGCCGGCACGUUGGACCAAGUCGAUUAAGAUUCGGAAAUCGAAAGUCGAGGUUUCGCAAGCUUGGUGAUUGCGCACAAUCCGACUUUUUUUAACCGAACCGAACAACGGUGCGAGCUGGACGUGGGAUGGAAACGCGGAAUGAGAGUAAAAACUCUAAUGCGAGAAAAGAGAGCUAACAAAUAAUUGAUGAUCAGUCGAAUCCGACAUCCUAGAAACUUCCUCGUUUCUCGUCUUUGGAGUCGGUAGUAACAUAUCUCUUUGAGAUCAAGAAAGAUAUACUUCGUAGAAAAAACGUCGAAAUUUUACGCUUUGAAGUACGCGGACUAUCGUCCGAUCCUUCGAGAGAGUUUGUCGGUUUAGAGGUCUCCCGUUUAAGGGAAGAAAUUAUUAUCAAAGAAGAUGGACGGUGCACCCUCGUGGGACGAUCCGAUCUUCUCGGACUUUGGGACGCGCGGCGGGACCACCGGAGCCCACAGUAUCCAGGUGAUGCUGAGCUUGCACGGUGGUGGCGGUCAUCACGGAAGCGGCGACCUGAUGCCGACCGGCGGCGGUCAGCUCCACAAGCUCGACUCGUCCAACAGCCCGUCGCCGCAUCAUCAGGCCGCGUCGCAGCAUCAGCAUCACCUGCAGCAGCAACAGCAGCAGCAGAAAGAGCUAAAGGAGCUCGAGUUGUCCGGCAUGUACGCGCCGCUGCCGCCGCAGACCCAGGACGUCACCACCUCGACGUCCACCAGCGUCACGCCGACCUCGACGAGUCUUCAGCAGAGUUUGCAGCUUGGCAACGCGCUCAAGAGGAAGCCGGACGAUCCGAUCAAUGCGCUCGCGCCAGUCAGCAGCGAGGCGCAGCCAGCCAAGAAGGACUCGAAAAAGAAGACUGACAACAAUAAUAUCAAGAAGAAAAAGACAAGAACAACUUUCACGGCUUAUCAGCUGGAGGAAUUGGAAAGAGCCUUCGAACGAGCCCCUUAUCCGGAUGUCUUCGCGCGCGACGAACUUGCGCUGAAGCUCGCGCUAUCAGAGACUCGCGUGCAGGUGUGGUUUCAGAAUCGUCGUGCAAAGUGGCGAAAGAAAGAACCACCGCGCAAGACCGCCGGUUACAUGGCCGCAGGUUCCGCCAGCCCCGGUCUGUCAGGCUCUUUCACGUCGCUCAACAACACCCUGAACCCGUUCGCGUCGCCGACGACGGCGACGACGCCGUCGGACGCCUGGGCAUACUCGCCGGCGGCUUACGACCUGGCGCCGCACCUGAAUCUACUGAACCCGUCCAAUUCGCCGUACUCGGCGGCCGCGGGCUUCGCCAACAACGGCAGCGUCUCGUACUCGUCGUACGCGAGCAUGCUGCCGACGCAGCACGACGCCGCGUUGUUCACCACGCCGGCCGCCGCCGGCAACACCAUGCGCGUCCAUCAGGACUACAUGAAUCCCGGUGGCGGCAGCAGCCCGCCGCCGUCCGGCGGGCCCCUCACCCGCGCCGACUAUCAGACCAUGGUGACGACGCACUCGCCGCCCACCCACCUCGGCAACUCCAUGUCCGAGGACGAGCACGGCGGCUGCCUCGCGGACAAGUACGCGCACGACCAAGCCGCAGCCGAUUACGGCCAGCAACAACAGCAGCAGCAACAGCCGCCGCCGCCGAACGAUCAGAAGCAGGACUACGGCAUGCACUCGCCGCAGGCGCGCCAGGCCAUGAAGGAUCAGGUCAUGGUCAAGAGCGAGCCCGGCAGCCAGCCGAGCUACGUCCAGCUGCCUCCUUUUCUGAACUGACUCGCGGCCUCCUCCGCUCUAGAUCUCUUCUAGGCGACUUUUGAGAUCUGUCCGCGAUUUUUCGCGACGAGCGCGAGGAGUAUUUAGAUCCUGGACUUGAAAUUUCGAUCGCGUAACUUCGACCGAGCUCUCGCACCGACGCUACUUACAUUCGGUAAUUCUCGAUGGCGAACGAGCAGAAUUCGACUCUAUUAACCCGAGAACGGGCGCCUUUUUUUUUGCAUGAACGGUCACCUGGGGCUUUCACAUCCCAAUUAAAUUGUUAUUAAUUACAUAUUGCAUACUUUGGAUUGUUCUAUAAUUUUUCAGUAUUUGAGAACAAUAUGUAUA